ACAGUUUAACUUUCCUUGAGCAGAGGUAAACACGUAUUCAUAUAAAAAGCACAAUAUGAAUAAGUUUUGAUUUAUUUACAAAACCACCCUGUGAUGAAAUAUGUGCCAUAGGGUGUCCAUAACUUUGAAACGGUUUACUUAACACAUAUAAUCAACAAUGAUAGAAGGAUACGGAGCAGUCACGCAGGCCCUUUUAGGGACACUGUUAACGUGGGGCCUUACUGCUGCUGGUGCCGGUUGCGUGUUCUUCAUACGAGGGAAACACAGAAAAUUGCUUGAUGUAUCUCUUGGUUUUGCUGCGGGGGUUAUGACAGCGGCCUCGUACUGGUCGCUACUCAAACCUGCCAUAGAAAUGUGUGAAGAAUCAGAAAUGUAUGGCAGCUUUGCAUUCCUACCAAUAGCUGGAGGAUUUUUGUUUGGAGCUAUAUUUGUUUUCGGAACGGACAAGUUCUUAGACUACUUAGGAAUAAAUUCUACAAAUAUGAUGUUUGCUAUAACUAAGAGCAAAGAAUCAAAAGACAAGUUAGAAGAUUUAGAAAUGAUGACGGCAUUGAACAGGCGUCCUUCAUCCAGCGUGGUGAACCUGGACGGUCCUCCGCCACCUGCAGACUUCGCUGACUGCAUCACGAACCAACACACCGCGCAGAGGCGGCGAGGCCAUCACCAUUCACAUCAGGAGUUAAAGGCGGGUGAAAACGGCGAGGGCGACCGUCGAGACAGUCUCACGAAGUCGCUGGAAGCGCGGCAGUCGCAAUGGAAGCGGAUCAUGCUUCUUGUAGUUGCCAUCACAGUACACAACAUUCCCGAGGGCUUAGCUGUUGGGGUCUCAUUUGGAGCUGCCUCCUCGACUAAAAAGUCUUUUAACGCUGCCAGGACCUUGGCGUUGGGUAUAGGUAUCCAGAACUUCCCAGAAGGUCUGGCCGUCAGUUUACCGUUGCAAGCCGCUGGUUUCUCAGUCUGGAGAGCAUUUUGGUACGGCCAGUUGUCCGGCAUGGUGGAACCCGUAUUUGGGGUGCUGGGCGCCGUGGCAGUAGGGUUGGCAGAACCAGCUCUUCCAUACGCUCUGGCUUUCGCAGCCGGCGCCAUGAUCUACGUGGUCACUGACGACAUCAUACCAGAGGCAAACGCUUCAGGUAACGGAAAGUUGGCGACCUGGGGCUGCAUCAUCGGGUUUGUGGUGAUGAUGUGCCUGGACGUCGGGCUGGGGUAACCCCGCCCUCGCCUCAAACGCUGUGCCUUCCCCACGACCCGCGACUUCGCCACCGGAUUACUAAUAAGUAUUUCUUAAAAGACUUAAACGAAUAUUGUGAUGUUAUAGUUUUUAUUUCAGCUAUAAGUUUAGCGUGGUUUGUUAUGCUGGUGCUGCCGGUUCUUGAUUUGGUUAAUUCUCAAAAAAUGUACUUAAUAAUCUUUCAAUACUACAAAACAAAUCCAAUUUCUGGCAGUAUUCCGAAACUACACCGCUAAAUAUUAAAAAAUCAUGUGAAAAUAUAGAAUUACGAAAAAAUUGGAAUAAAUUUAUUUAUAUUAAACAGAAUUUCGACAUUUAGCGGGAGUUUCCCAUUCGAACAGGGAGUCACACUGUAGUUCUAUUUUGUACUCCACAUGUUUGUAAUAGUUUUCUGCAAAAGUACGUAAUUAUUAUAUAGAUAUUAUAUAAAGAGCAUAAAAACCCACAAAUCCUAGUAGAAAAUCAUGACCGUGGGUUUUUUUUAACACAAGUUACAGAUUAAAAGACCUCUUAUUGAUAACAACCAAUAUUAACACUUGAGUUUCAUGGAAAUUCAUAGUCAUUUUAUUAUACAUAUAAUAUGAUUUGGUAAACAAUGUUGUCCGAAAAAUAAUUUAAAAGUUUAAUCGUGAUCAAAAAAUAUAUUAACAAUAGACAAAUCAGAUCGUGUUAUUUAUUUAUUGAACAAAUUACAGUUUAAACUUACACGGUUUUAACUUACAAUUUCUAGUAUAAUUGUCGUUUUAUAAACACAUGCAACCGAAUCCAAAUAAAUUGUGUUAUUAAAUGUUAUGUACAGUCCAAUGUAAACAUACAAAUAAUAAAGUACAAACAUGAACUAAUGAUUUAAAUUGUGAUGAUUUACUUCGUUAAAUUAUUAUUGUUAAAUUAUUUGCUCGUUUAAUGAAUGUCAGUAAUUGUAUUUUAGGCAUACGGGAUGUCAGCAGUCAAAUCAAUCGUUAGUCUAGCUCCAACCUCGAUUACCUUUCGAUUCCUCUAUUUCCAGUCUCUCAUAUGAGCAUUUUCCUGGUUCCUUCCUCAACCAUUAAUCGUCGGUAAUCCAAGGUCUGCUCUCCUACUUUUUCAUAUCCACUUCACACGCUCUUCGAAUUCCUUAGUUUCAAGCCAGCACUAUUUAAUUUUCAUCGACCGAAGAUAUUGUUUAAAGUUCCAAUUGCCGUAAAUACGAGAUACAGUUUUGAUUCCGUUCUAUCUACUUGUGCGUGUUUUUGGGUUCCGUAGCUGAAUGGCCAAACACAGUAGUGUUAGUUCCAAAACAUGAAACUAUUUUUAUUCAAUCAACACUAUAUGUGCUUGGUCUUCGUAGAUAACUCUUUAAAUGUCGUUUCUAUUGCCAUUUAUUCUCAAAGCCAGUCGUAUCAAAAAACAAGACCUUUCACCUUUCAAAAUAUGUUUAGUAUUCAAUGACAAUGUUUCAACGAAAAUUUGUUUGAACGAGAUAUAUACAAAUGUAUUUUUCUAAUGAAAAACAAAGGUAUUUUUUUGCUGGGGAAAAA
Plodia interpunctella (Indianmeal moth) is the source of this 2748-nucleotide messenger RNA. It is a transcript of the gene Zip48C, whose product is annotated as Zinc/iron regulated transporter-related protein 48C. Bases 158 to 1210 code for a protein of 350 amino acids. Gene Ontology annotation, biological process: zinc ion transmembrane transport. Gene Ontology annotation, cellular component: membrane. Gene Ontology annotation, molecular function: zinc ion transmembrane transporter activity. The transcript is spliced from 7 exons. NCBI's taxonomy places the organism in Eukaryota, Metazoa, Arthropoda, Insecta, Lepidoptera, Pyralidae. The record is from RefSeq and is a predicted model, not a curated record.